AGUGAGCAACUGCUAAUCAAAGGAGGAAAAAUCGUCAACGAUGACCAGUCAUUCUACGCAGACCUUUAUGUGGAGGACGGUUUAAUAAAACAGAUCGGGGAGAAGCUGGCUGUCCCCAGUGGCACGAGGACCAUCGAUGCCCACGGCCAGCUGGUGAUGCCGGGCGGCAUCGACGUGCACACGCGGCUGCAGGCGCCCGCCAGGGGCAUGAGCUCGGCUGACGGCUUCUUCCAGGGCACGAAGGCAGCGCUGGCAGGAGGCACCACCAUGAUCAUUGACCACGUGUGCCCGGACGUGGGCAGCAGCCUCCUGGCUGCCUGCGAGCAGUGGCGCAGCGCUGCUGACAGCCAGGCCUGCUGCGACUACGCCCUGCACAUCGACAUCCCGCGCUGGCACGAGAGCCUGAGGGAGGAGCUGGAGGCCCUGGUGAAGGACAAGGGUGUGAACUCCUUCCUGGUGUUCAUGGCUUACAAGGACAAGCUGCAGUGCACUGAUGCCCAGAUGUAUGAGAUCUUCUGCAUCCUUCGAGACCUGGGGGCCAUCGCCCAAGUGCAUGCAGAGAACGGAGACAUCAUUGAUGAGGAGCAGAAGCGGCUGCUGGAGCUGGGGAUCACGGGGCCAGAGGGGCACGUCCUCAGCCGCCCCGAGGAGGUGGAAGCAGAGGCAGUGUACCGUGCCAUCACCAUCGCCAGACAGGCCAACUGCCCCCUCUACGUCACCAAAGUCAUGAGCAGGGGUGCGGCCGACGUCCUGGCCCAGGCCAAGAGGAAAGGCACAGUGGUGUACGGGGAGCCCAUCACCGCCAGCCUGGGCACCGAUGGGUCCCACUACUGGAGCAAAAACUGGGCCAAGGCUGCCGCCUUCGUCACCUCCCCCCCCAUCAGCCCCGACCCCGCCACGCCGGGUCACCUCACCACCCUCUUGGCCAGUGGGGACCUGCAGGUGACCGGCAGUGCCCACUGCACCUUCUCCACUGCUCAGAAGGCCGUGGGCAAGGACAACUUCACCCUCAUCCCUGAAGGCACCAACGGCAUCGAGGAGAGGAUGUCCGUGGUCUGGGAGAAGUGUGUGGUCCCUGGGAAGAUGGAUGAGAACGAUUUUGUGGCUGUGACCAGCACCAAUGCUGCCAAGAUCUUCAACUGCUACCCCAGGAAGGGACGCAUUGCCGUGGGCACCGAUGCCGACUUAGUCGUGUGGAACCCCAAGGCUACCAAAAUCAUCUCAGCAAAAACCCACAAUUUGAACGUGGAGUACAACAUCUUUGAAGGCACUGAGUGCCACGGGGUCCCAACCGUGGUCAUAAGCCAGGGAAGAGUUGUCCUUGAGGAUGGGAACCUGUGUGUCACCCAGGGCUCAGGUCGCUUCAUUCCCAGGAAGACGUUCCCAGAUUUUGUUUACAAAAGGAUAAAGGCAAGAAACAGGCUGGCCGAGGUGCACGGAGUGCCCCGGGGGAUGUACGACGGCCCAGUCCACGAGGUGCCUGCGAGUGUCAGG
Molecule: messenger RNA, 1494 nt
Organism: Acanthisitta chloris (rifleman)
Lineage: Eukaryota; Metazoa; Chordata; Aves; Passeriformes; Acanthisittidae
Gene: DPYSL4
Product: dihydropyrimidinase-like 4
Exons: 12
Cellular component (GO): cytosol; cytoplasm
Molecular function (GO): hydrolase activity, acting on carbon-nitrogen (but not peptide) bonds, in cyclic amides
Source: RefSeq, a predicted model, not a curated record